AGUUAUAUUUAUCAUUUUCCUAUAAAAAAAAAACGGACUCACAUAGCCUUGACUCCUCCUUUUCUCUUUCAGUUCUCCAUUGAAGCGCGCUCACAUCGCACUUGACGUUCUCCAUCAUUGAAGCAGCUUCUGAGGUGGUUGAUAAUUAUUUGUGACCCACCAUCCGGAAAUCCUGGAUCCGCAAUUGUUUGGCUCUAGUCCCAGCUCUGAUCAAUUCACGCUGCAAUGGCCGCGAAUAAUUAUGAUUUAUUCAUUGAUUUGCCAAUUUUGAAGGGUUCUUGAGAUAUUAAUAUAUAAUAGUUUAGGUGAAGUAGUGGGCAUAUGAUGAGAGUAUAUGAUGCUUGCUAUGAAAUAUUGAAGAUUCAGAAAUUUCGACGGCUAGUCUCUUAUGGUGGAUUUUAUUGUUUUGCGGCAGUAUUGGGUUAUGCUUAUACCAACAACACCACGAGAGCUGGGUAUUCCAGAGGUGAUCAAUUCUACGCAUCUUAUCCUGCAGGAACAGAAAUGCUAACAGACACUGCAAAGUUAUAUAAAGCUGCGCUUGGCAAUUGCUUUGAAGUGGAGGAUUGGGGGCCUAUAGAGUUUUGCAUUAUGGCUAAACAUUUUGAGCGACAGGGGAAAUCACCAUAUGCUUACCAUGCUCAAUACAUGGCUCAUCUUCUUUCACAUGGGCAGCUCGAUGGAAGUGGAUAAAAAGUUUACUAUGAGAGUCCUCGAGGAAAACUUGACUGGAAAACUUUUACUACAAAUACCAUGAGCUAAUAAUGAACCUUGGCUCCGCACCAUAAAUAACAUGCCCUCAAGGAAAUCCUGCCUGGAAAUGUUUUACUAUGAUGUUCUAUUGUACACUUAUGUCUCAAAACUAAUUCUGAAAUGCAGAAUUAAUGUACAUGUGCAGGGUAUCACAAACUCUUUUUAUUUUUGCUUAUUGCUAUUUUGCUUAAAUACAAAGUGCAUCUUGCUAUUUUGCAUUUGCAUUAACUUUUCAAUAAGUACUGUUAUUAGUUAA
Molecule: messenger RNA, 1009 nt
Organism: Chenopodium quinoa (quinoa)
Lineage: Eukaryota; Viridiplantae; Streptophyta; Magnoliopsida; Caryophyllales; Amaranthaceae
Exons: 6
Coding region: 322-693 (123 amino acids)
Source: RefSeq, a predicted model, not a curated record